Messenger RNA from Bemisia tabaci, 1217 nucleotides. The record is from RefSeq and is a predicted model, not a curated record. NCBI's taxonomy places the organism in Eukaryota, Metazoa, Arthropoda, Insecta, Hemiptera, Aleyrodidae.
UACAUUUAACCUCAAAGCAUCUUUUUCAUCUCAGCCGAAAUGUCAGUUUGUAAAAUGUAUUUUAAACCAGAUCUUAUUUACAUUGCUUGCACCAUUUACGUUAGUUAUGUUUUCCAGUUGGUGAGAGGAUUUUCUUGGUCGUAUUAUCCUCGAUUGAGCCACGAAUGUCCACCAAUAAAAACAAGAGAAAGGCCAGUGAGUGCAGGCAAGCAUCAUUUAUUGCUUAUGGGUGUGCCUAGACCAAAUGCACAAGGACCUCAACCGUUUGAAGCAACAACUAAAGGACCAUCACCUCCUGCAGUUGACGACGAAGAGUACGAUGAGCAAGACAGGGAACUUAUGAGACCGCGAGGACCAGAUGAGCCAUCCCCUUUCGCCUUAUUCUUAGUUGACAGGCAGUUCAAGAGAUUUGAGGAGAAAAUAAACGAAGAGUUUCAAUACGUAUUGGACAACUUGCCGAAAGAAACGCCUCCCGUCUGGCACAUCUACAACUAUAAAGCGUACAUGAUGAAGGCAUUCCGCAUGGUGAAAAUAAUGUACGAGGUGCAAGGGAGUAUGAAAACAGGAGACGGAAUUUGCGAUGUCCUCAUACUGCCGAAGCCAGGAGACACCGGAAGCGCUUUCAUAGUUAACUAUGUCCUUUCAGAGUCUGAAAAAGACCUGAGGAAAGAUGCCAAAAGAUGUCUACAGACUAUGUUAGAUCAGCGUUUUGGUCUGGAGCUGAGAGACAGACAUCCACCUCUGGAUGAUGUUUACAAAGUUGGCAUUUCAUUUUGUGGCCCGAAAGCAGCUCUCGAGUAUUCGGAUGCAAUUCCUGCAAUAAAGUUCGAGUCUACGACCAGGAGAAGAAUGUGGGCCUAACCUUGCAUUGCAAACCCUAAUCUGUUUGAUGAUGAAGUGCAAGUAUAUUUAAAGUCGGGGUGGUCAAAGGGCUGGCCUGUUCCUUGAUUUUGAAACCGGACCAUCUCUGGGAUUUGGGUGGAUUAAAAUGCGUAUAGCCUCUUUAAGGUUUUGCUCCAUCCUGCAGAUUUUUCUCUUGGGAUAGAAAAUGACCGGGAGAAAAACGUUGUCCUCACUGCAUAUUUCAAUCUGAUAUGUUUAAGUCAAGAAAACGGAGACUUUGAGAGAGUAUUUUGGAAGUAUCUGGUGAAAUUUUGGGGGAAAUUUUGAACUUUAAAAAUUGAUUAUACCCUUUAUUAAGAUAAUGCUCAAACGAA